ACGCUCCGUCUUUGGGGCCGUUGCCGGCGCAACCAGGAAGGAGAGCGCUGGUGUUGCUGUAGCGCGUCUGAAAUACGCCUGGGAACUGGCCGGCCCGCUUCAUGCCUGCGGGAACUCGAGACGGGGGACUCUUCGGAAACUCCAAGACGCAGAGAAACAUGGCGCUCCCCACGUUGCCAUCCUACUGGUGCAGCCAGCAGCGCCUGAAUCAGCAGCUAGCACGACAGCGAGAGCAGGAGGCCCGGCUUCGGCAGCAGUGGGAACAGAACAGCCGAUACUUCAGGAUGUCUGACAUCUGCAGCUCCAAGCAGGCAGAGUGGAGCUCUAAAACCUCCUACCAGCGGAGCAUGCAUGCCUAUCAGCGUGAGAAGAUGAAGGAGGAGAAGAGGAAGAGUCUGGAGGUCCGGCGGGAGAAGCUCAGGCAGCUCAUGCAGGAGGAGCAGGACCUGCUGGCCAGAGAACUGGUGGAGCUGAGGCUCAGCAUGAACUUGAGGGAAAGAAGAAUCCGGGAACAGCACAGGAAUCUGAAAUCAGCUAGAGAAGAACAGAGGAAAUUGAUUGCUGAACAACUUUUGUAUGAACACUGGAAGAAGAACAACCCGAGACUUCGAGAGAUGGAGCUGGACCUUCACCAGAAGCAUGUGGUAAACUCUUGGGAAAUGCAGAAAGAAGAAAAAAAACAGCAAGAAGCCACGGCAGAGCAAGAGAACAAACGGUAUGAAAACCAAUACGAAAAGGCCCGAAGGGAGGCGCUGGAACGGAUGAAAGCCGAAGAGGAGAGGAGGCAGCUGGAGGACAAGCUCCAGGCCGAGGCGCUGCUGCAGCAGAUGGAGGAGCUGAAGCUGAAGGAGGUGGAGGCCACCAAACUAAAGAAGGAGCAGGAGAAUCUGCUGAAGCAGCAGUGGGAGCUGGACAGGCUGGAGGAAGAGCGGAAGCAGAUGGAAGCCUUCCGGGAGAAGGCGGAGCUGGGGCGCUUCUUGAGACAUCAGUAUAACGCUCAACUCAACAGACGCACACAGCAGAUUCAAGAGGAGCUGGAGGCAGACAGGCGGAUCCUGCAGGCCCUCCUCGAGAAGGAGGAUGAGAGCCAGCACCUCGACCUGGCCAAGCGGGAGCAGGCCGUGGCUGAUGCGGCCUGGAUGAAGCAGGCCAUUGAGGAGCAGCUGCAGUUGGAGCGGGCACGAGAGGCAGAGUUGCAGAUGCUGCUGAGGGAGGAGGCCAAGGAGAUGUGGGAAAAGAGAGAGGCAGAGUGGGCCCGAGAGCGCAGCGCACGGGACAGACUGAUGAGCGAGGUUCUGACAGGGAGACAACAGCAGAUACAAGAGAAGAUUGAACAGAACCGACGGGCACAAGAGGAAUCCCUGAAACACAGGGAGCAACUUAUUCGAAAUCUCGAGGAGGCAAGAGAAUCUGCUCGUCGCGAGAAAGAGGAGAGUGAAGAACUGAAAUCCGCCAGGAAGCGGGAUCUGGAAGCCCAGGUUGCAGAGCGCCGGCUGCAGGCAUGGGAAGCAGACCAGCAGGAAGAGGAGGAAGAGGAGGAGGCCCGCCAGGCUGAGCAGCUCUCGGAUGCCUUGCUGCAGCAGGAGGCCAAGACCAUGGCUGAGCAGGGCUACCGGCCCAAGCCUUAUGGACAUCCGAAAAUUGCUUGGAACUGACUUCAUGGGUACCAUAAGCACAGAGAACAAGGGAUGCUGAGGCUUCUGAUCCCAGCCUCCAGGCAGUUUGACGGGACUCUGGUAUAGUCAGUGCCCGGGGCACUGUCAUAUGGCUCAGCAGUGCCUGCUCAGGUUCAUCAUUAAAAGCAUCCAGGGUUUGGCCAGACAUUAAGAUGUUGUGAGUCUGCAGCACUUGGUGAGAGGCCCUUUGAUGCCUUUCUUACCCAAGGAAGGGUCUUUGGUAGGCACAUGUUUACAGCACUGUCACAUAGUCUUGUAAUAUAUUAUCAAUAACAUCAACUCAAGGUCAAUACUAAGGAGUCACAGGUGGUGCCUGUGAUGGUUCAUGUGGUUUCCUGUUGUCUCACCUUUGUCAACCUCCAGUGUUGACUCUGGAAAUAUGAGGAAAACUUUUCAGUUUUUAAAAUUGCCAUUUAAAUUUAGUCUAUUGAAAACAAACCUAGAGGU
Sapajus apella (tufted capuchin) is the source of this 2123-nucleotide messenger RNA. It is a transcript of the gene TCHP, whose product is annotated as trichoplein keratin filament binding. The coding region runs from base 102 to 1655 and encodes 517 amino acids. Gene Ontology annotation, biological process: apoptotic process. Gene Ontology annotation, cellular component: keratin filament. NCBI's taxonomy places the organism in Eukaryota, Metazoa, Chordata, Mammalia, Primates, Cebidae. The transcript has 13 exons. The record is from RefSeq and is a predicted model, not a curated record.